AUGGCGACGGAUUUAGGACCACGCGGUCCGAGCGACCUGUUCCUGGAAGGCCCCUCAGAUCCCGACGCGCAAGCUACCAUUACCGAUUUUAUCGACUACACUGAAUACCUCCCCUCCGACCUAGUCCGUUCCUUGACCCUCAUUCGCGACUUGGAUAAAAAGUACCUGAACGCCGCCAAUGCUGUUCAUGAGCUUACAAGAGUGUACGGACAGCUGCCCGACCUAGCUCCGGAAUCGCGCCCAGACCCGCAAGCCCUACGCACCCAAAUCUCCGAACAGUUGAGGAGAGCGAUCAACGCGCGCGAAGCCUCGUUUGCGGAAGCGUCCCGCCUCUACGAUGUUGUGGACCGCCAUUUCGACCGUUUAGCGAGUAUAAAGUCAAAACUUGUGGCGCUGGCGGUCAGCACUGCGCGUGAGCUUGCCAUAGAUCUUCCGGAAACCAAGGAGUUGGCAGCGGGGUGUAAAACUGAAAAGGCGGAGCUGCCUACGCGCAUUACGCUUCGUCUUGACGGUUCACGGCAAAAAUCACGUACCCAGAGAGGAGCCAGGAACGGGCGUACCGCAACGUUUGAUUCUACUCAAGUGGAAGCUAGCGUGGAAGGAUCUGAUGGCGAAACUCCGACAAGGCUGGGCACAGAGGACGGGUUAAAAGCGGCUGCUAGGCCGAAAAAGAGCAGAAAAAUAGCCGGAGCACCCCAAGCAGCAGAUCGAAAACAAGUUCAAGAUAUUUCCGGGGAGCGUUCUACAAGUAGAGCUCUAGCAGCUCUAACGGCGCCUCCUCCCGAUGCAAAACUUGGCGGCGAAUUCCGUCCCUGGUUACGCUUGACAGAUUGGGAAAUGGCCACUCUUCGAAAAAAGAUGAAGAAGAACAAUUUUUGGCAACCAAGCGAAGUGAUGAUUUAUCGCGAACUAUCGGAACUUGGGUCGAGGGUGAGGUGCAGGGCAAUGCGGGAUUGCCUUGGGGUGGAAGAGACUAAACUGAGUAAUCGAGGUAUGAAAAUGAACGAGGCCGAAGAAGCUGAAACGCGACACCCAAGCCACGAGAACCAAGCAGCACAAGCAGAGCGGAAGCGGGAAUUGGGCAGCGAAGCGGACUCGGUGAUAUCGGGUCGACUUUUAAAUCCUUGUUCUCUGGCUCCGGUGAUCAGAGCCUUGUUGAUAAUGUUCACACUGGACCUUUGGAUGAUCCGUCCAUUACUAACGGGAUCGCAGCUAAACCCUAGGGCAAAACCAAAAGCCACCUCUAAAAAGAGGAAAUUCGAGGACACCACAACACAAGAUGCGGGGGAGGAUGCGGAGCCCUCGCCAUCUGAAGUUCCGUCCGAAAAAACCAAUAUCAAAAAACUUAGGCUCACAAAACCUGCACCAGAUUCGAACGAAUCCUCCGUACCUGAAAUUACACCUACGAAAAUCGCACUUUCUCUGGGAGCACUGGGUUCAGUCAAAGGAAUUUCGGCUACUUCCUCUGUUGAGCCUGACCGUCCAGUCACUCGAAGCGGGCGUCGAGCUUCAGGCUCUUCCAAGGCCCAGCCAACGUUUACGCCACCGGCGGGGUUAAAAGCGAAUCGACAGCGAUCUGCAACAGCGGGAUCUACCGAAGCCGGAAACCGUGAAACCCGUCAGCGCAAAAGCAUGACCCCAGGCAAAGCGAUGGCGACCGAAGCGGCAGCGAUGGCACUAACCGCCGCACCAACAGCAGCAAGCCGACGAAGCAAGCGUCCCGCGCCGGGACCCGUGACGGCCGGCCAAGACGGGGGAUCGGCUGUUAGCGUAGGCCGACGCAAGGCAAAACCGGCCAAGAGAAAGAAGGACCUUAAUCUUAAAGACUCUCAACCGCGAGACGAUUAUCGUAUCGAUGAGGAUGGAGUGGUUGAGGAAAUUGAUCCGAAUGAGCCGAGAUAUUGUCUCUGCGGGGACUGUGACAAGGAAUGGUUCCACCUAGAAUGCGUUGGGCUAACAGAGGUCCCAAGUCGUACUGCCAAAUGGUACUGCCCUGAUUGCAGGAAGAAACUCGGCAAGCCAGUUGUAGAUGGAAUUGUCCGGUCAGGUGGUAGGCGCUGA
Molecule: messenger RNA, 2061 nt
Organism: Uncinocarpus reesii 1704
Lineage: Eukaryota; Fungi; Ascomycota; Eurotiomycetes; Onygenales; Onygenaceae
Exons: 3
Coding region: 1-2061 (686 amino acids)
Biological process (GO): regulation of DNA-templated transcription
Cellular component (GO): nucleus; Rpd3L-Expanded complex; Rpd3L complex
Source: RefSeq, a predicted model, not a curated record